AUGGGCCGCGUCAGGACCAAGACAGUGAAGAAGGCCGCUCGGGUCGUGAUCGAGAAGUACUACACCCGACUGGGCAAUGACUUCCACAUCAACAAGAGAGUGUGUGAGGAGAUCGCCAUCAUCCCCAGCAAACCUCUGCGCAACAAGAUCGCAGGGUAUGUGACCCACCUGAUGAAGCGCAUCCAGAGGGGUCCCGUCAGGGGCAUCUCCAUCAAACUGCAGGAGGAGGAGCGAGAGAGACGGGAUAACUACGUCCCAGAGGUCUCUGCUUUGGAUCAGGAGAUUAUUGAGGUUGAUCCAGAUACAAAGGAAAUGCUGAAGGCUUUCGACUUCGGGAACCUCCCCAAUCUGCAGGUCACCCAGCCAACCAUCGGCAUGAACUUCAAAACACCCAGAGGAGUCUAACGUCAUUUAGCACAUUAAUAAAGACUGCAAGGAAGAACAA
Rhinichthys klamathensis goyatoka is the source of this 445-nucleotide messenger RNA. RefSeq names its product ribosomal protein S17 (gene rps17). Gene Ontology annotation, biological process: translation. The record is from RefSeq and is a predicted model, not a curated record. The coding region runs from base 1 to 405 and encodes 134 amino acids. The transcript has 5 exons. Gene Ontology annotation, cellular component: ribosome. NCBI's taxonomy places the organism in Eukaryota, Metazoa, Chordata, Actinopteri, Cypriniformes, Leuciscidae. Gene Ontology annotation, molecular function: structural constituent of ribosome.